GACGAUUCGUUCAUGUUCUCCUCCGACCCGAACCAUACCAGCCCGAUCCAUAACCCGCGACGCCAUAAGACCCAUCGUGCCGCACCUUCAUCAGUCAAUCCCCACCACCUCGUCCAAUCUGAGGCUGGCAGCGACCACCGUGAGGCUGCGAAAGAAUGCGCCCGUGACGACCACACAACUACAACAGUCGACCACCUUUCGGGAGUACUGCGAAUUCCUGUGGACAGUUUCAUCGCUUUCCUUAUCACUACGGCCAUCUCACCGUGUCUUUCAGGUUUCUAGUUGGAUAUCACUUGUUCUCAAAAGCGCAAAUUAAAUUUUAGGUGAGAAAAAGAAGAGGAAGUACAGGAAGCCAACAACAGCAAAAUGGUGGUCUCCAGUAACAAUCCCCACAGUAAAGAGAUAGCCAUCAGGAGGAGGAUUACUAGCAUAUUUAAUAAACGUGAAGAUGAUUUCCCAUCUUUGAGAGAGUACAAUGACUACUUGGAGGAAGUAGAGGACAUGACAUUCAACUUGAUUGAAGGAAUAGACGUUGCUGCUAUUGAAGCAAAAAUUUCCAAAUACCAGGAAGAAAAUGCUGAACAAAUAAUGAUAAAUCGAGCCCGGAAGGCAGAAGAAUUAGCUGCAGCUCUGGCAGCUUGCAAGGGACAGCCUGCACAAACUGAUAAUGAUGGGGGCGAAAACCAAACCUCUCAAGCAGCAUUUGGUGUUCCACAGGGGCAAUAUGCGCCCACAUUUGCUGGACAGCCAAGACCGACUGGCAUGGGUCCACAACCCGUGCCACUUGGAGGUGGUGACAUGUUGGGCUAUGCGGGUGAUGAUGAAGAAACCAUGAGACUGCGAGCUGAGAGAGGUGCCAGGGCUGGAGGAUGGAGUGUGGAAAUUAGUAGGAAGAGAGCGCUUGAAGAAGCCUUUGGAAGCAUAUGGAUUUGUUGACAGAUUUCUGUCUUGGUGCCAUGUAAAUGACAUCUGAAUCAUUUCUAUGAUCCAAGAGCAUGCAAAUUUCAGCCUCGAAUGGAUAUUCUGUUGUAAAUUGGGUAGUUUGUAAGAUUACUGCAAUUUUGUUUUUUUGUUUUUUGUUUUUUUUCAGGCUUUGAUAUCUGGCCGUGGCGACAGAAAGAUUCUUAGGUUCAUUAUUUUACAAUAAGUAGACCAAAUCAGUUAUAGAAAUUUCUAUGGAAACAAUUGAGGCUGAAGCUCUUGUGACUCAGUGAAACUACGCUCACCCUGUGUGGUCCUGCCAGCAAGCAGUUUCGCUUGCCUGCUUGAAAAUUUUGUGCAAUUGAUUUUAUUUAUCAA
Prosopis cineraria is the source of this 1299-nucleotide messenger RNA. RefSeq lists its product as uncharacterized. Lineage: Eukaryota; Viridiplantae; Streptophyta; Magnoliopsida; Fabales; Fabaceae. Bases 367 to 936 code for a protein of 189 amino acids. The record is from RefSeq and is a predicted model, not a curated record. Gene Ontology annotation, cellular component: transcription factor TFIIH holo complex. The transcript has 6 exons. Gene Ontology annotation, biological process: DNA repair; regulation of cyclin-dependent protein serine/threonine kinase activity; regulation of transcription by RNA polymerase II.